AUGUUUCAGAGGAUGAAACAACUCGAUACAUUGAAUUCGGAAAUGCCAUCUCACAUUUGUUGCGAGGAGCAUCGACGACAGUUAGUGAAAUUCGCUGAUCUAUCGCAACUAUUACCCAAUAUCGACAUGACAAAUUUGGCGUUUUAUUUUGCUCGACAAUGCCAGAAUAAUAAGAAAGCUGCUCGAGCAGCACGACGUUUAACAGCCGUAUCUCAACGAACAACGACGAAUGAUGACAAAAAUACUUCACCUUUCCAUAUUGUCGAUCGUCUACUUGCUGCACCGACCGGCAUUUACGCACCUGAAUUGAAUUCUCGCCCAUUUCAUGAACUUUGUUCUCGAAAAGAUUUACUUCUUUCAUUCGAACGUUACAGCAAAGCAUUCACACUUGAAGAUUACAAUGUUAUCCCGUAUGCAUUCGACAUUCAACUAAAACAUCGUGCAUUAUCAUUUCUUUCCAAACAAGAGACUUAUAGUCGUUUAACGUCUAUGACUAAUAUUACUCUUAGAGAAACGAAAAUUAAUCGUGUGCAUAAAGGGUCAGUCAUUCGAGUUCAUUCCAUUGUUGAUCCACUGAUAACCCCAAGAUCCAUACAAUUAAUUGUCGAAGAUGACAACAACAAUAUUGUACGUUUAUCGAUAUAUAAUUGGUACACAAUUCUUGCCGAUCAAUCAAGUGAACACAUCCGAAAUCGAAUGAGACGAGAGAGAUAUUUCAUGAUUGGAAAUCCGUUUAUUAAAAUGGCUGCCGAUGGCUUAUUAAUCCUACGAGUGGAUAACCCCAGACUUGACAUGUGGUUUACGGACUACGAAAGCGAAAUUGAACAUAUGACUGCUGAUAAGUUGCGUGACCUAGGUAACAAAUGUUUUCGUAAUAAUGAUAUUCAUGGCGCAAUUGAAUAUUAUUCCCAUGGUUUAAUCAAAAGUCCGAAUGAUAUGCGAAUUUUGAGUAAUCGCGCUGAAUGUUACCUUCAAGAUCAAUUACCUCAUUUAGCUUUUGCUGAUUGCGAACGUAUCUUAGAAAUCUGUGCGAGUAAUUCGACAGAAGAGAAUACCGAUGGUACAUUUACAUGGAAAAUUCAUUAUCGAAAAAUGCGUGCUUUGAUUGGUUUACAGUUGUUUGAUCAAGCCAAACUAGCGAUUAAUUCUUUAUUGGAAUAUACACAAGACGUAGCAUCAUCGAAUGAAAUUCUUGAUCGUUUUCGACGUAUUCUCGAUUCCAAACUAGCGAUUAAUUCUUUAUUGGAAUAUACACAAGACGUAGCAUCAUCGAAUGAAAUUCUUGAUCGUUUUCGACGUAUUCUCGAUUGUGAUAUUCCGCGUUUACAGAAUGAAGUCGAUGGAAAGUAUGAUAUGUUCGAUUUAUUAACCAAUCGAAACAAGCGGCCUGACGAUUUUCUCGCCGAAUUCGAACGUGCGAACGUCUGCGAAUUCCGGCAAUGUGAAGAAAAAAACAAAGGUUUUGGUAUGUUUGCGUUGUGCCCGUUAAAACCUGGUACACUGCUGCUUGUCGAACGGCCGAUCGCCUAUGCUCAAUCGAAACCAAAUGAAGUUCUAAUCGAUGAUCCUUCGCAUUUGAUAACUUUUUCAUUGACUCAAAAAUCCGAACAUCGAAAUGCAGAUGACGGAAAUAGUCAUGGCGGUAAAUAUCUUCGGCAACCUUCAUUAGAACUCCUCAAACAAAUUGAAACGCGCAUUCUUCUCGAUCAGAAGUACUAUAUUGAAAAAUUAUCCCAUCUAACUCCACUUCGUCAGUAUCCAUUAAGAAAAAAAUCCGAAGACGAAAAUUACUUCACACUUCAAUAUAAGGCUUUGAUUGAAAUCUUCGAACGUAACGUUAUUAACAAUGGUCUAUGGGCAAAACUAGCACGAUUUAACCAUUCGUGUUUGCCGAAUUGUUUUUACAUGAUUAUCAAUCAGAUUUGUUUUGUAAGUGUUUUGAGAUCAAUUGAAAUCGGCGAAGAAAUGACGAUUUGUUAUUUUCCUGAUGUUUAUUCAUCAUACAUUGAUCGUACACUUCGCCUACGGGAGUUUUCGAUCAGUGAAUGCAAUUGUAAACUUUGCGAAUACGAUCGGUUCGAAGGUCAGGCUGAAAUGCAACAAUUAUGUCGACAAUUUGAUGAAAAUGAAGAUGAUGAAGAUAAACGUCGUCAUUUAUUCAAACAUUUAACACAUCAAUACAGCACAACACGGCCAUUAGGUUUCAUUGAACAAUUAAGUCAAUUGAAACGAUCCGUUAAACUCGAAAUAUUUCUUGAACAGGUCAAACACGGCUAUGUUGUACAUCCAUAUGUUCUGAAGUACAUUCUGUCACAUAAAAAUAAGAUCAAUCAGUUGGAAAACGUUGUUCAACAAAUACAAACCGAACUCGCUUAUUUCAAUUGGACAAGUGAAGAUGGCAAUAAUCAAACCAGUCGAUUUCUAGAGAUUAUCCAAGCAUUAAUCAAUUUUCUCUGA
Molecule: messenger RNA, 2457 nt
Organism: Adineta ricciae
Lineage: Eukaryota; Metazoa; Rotifera; Eurotatoria; Adinetida; Adinetidae
Source: the annotation of a GenBank genome assembly